Xyrauchen texanus (razorback sucker) is the source of this 2162-nucleotide messenger RNA. RefSeq names its product serine protease FAM111A-like. Lineage: Eukaryota; Metazoa; Chordata; Actinopteri; Cypriniformes; Catostomidae. The transcript is spliced from 6 exons. The record is from RefSeq and is a predicted model, not a curated record. Bases 96 to 2051 code for a protein of 651 amino acids.
CGACUGCGAAGAGAGAAGACGCGCUCGAUCCAGACUCACCUGUUUCCUUCAAACUUUAGUUUAAAUUGUGAAAGAAACCCUGCAUUACCUUUAACAUGCCUCGAGCACAACCACCCAAGAAAAUGCAAAGGAGUUCCAUGAGCAUUUUGGACUUUUUUCCUCCUAAAAAGCAGACUGACCACAACAUUGAUGCCAGAGAGACGCCACAAACUUGUGACAAUGAUCAGGAAAACAUGGAUCAUAGGAGUAAUACAGAAGCAAAAAACGGUCAUGAACUGCCGAAGGAAAAGAUGGGACAUUUUUGUAAGGCGGAAGAUAAAGAUGGACUAUCAAAAAGCCAUUUGCAGCAGGAAGCAGAAUGGGAAAACCACACUUUCCAGUUCUGUUACGAAAAGGAGAAAUAUUCGUUGGUUUGCGACCCAUCCUUUAAUGUGCUUGAUGCUCUGAAUAAAAGCGACUUUUUCAAGAACAUUAAAUCAAAAAAGAACAACACCGAGAAAGAAGUACUUAUCCAAAGACGCUCCAAAGGAGGAGUCCCUACAGCUGCGGUGAAGACAGAUUUCCCCAGCUGUCUUUUUGAAAAAGAUGAAAUCAUUGAUGUAACCUUCAUCAAAAAUGAUGGAAAUGCUUCUACAAAAGCAAAACCAACUGCUGCUAUUUCAUGCCUAAAAACACCUGAAAAGUUUGUCACCUUCUACAUAAAAAAAAAAGGAGGCGAGAAAGUUAAACGUUUAUUGAAGAGCAAUGCCCUGAUGCGAGAAGUUGACUAUGUUUGUGUUUAUGCAUUAAAAGUCGAGAAACAAAAAAAAAUAAAAGUGAAAACUGCUCUGAAGCGUGAUGGACGAUUUAUCAAUGUUAUAUAUAAGAAACAAUGUGCACUAUCUGAGUUUGGUAGCAAGACGAUUCAUGCUUUGUCACACCCUGUAGAACAUCUUGAUGGAAAGGUUUUCCAGGUAGUCGUUGUCAGUGACACCAUCCAGAUAGAUAGCCAAGAGGAUUUUACACCUGUUCACACUGAAUCUAUUGUAGCUUCAGAAAAUGCUGUCCAAGAAAAUGGGUCAGGCCAGAAUCAAGACAAAUCUGAGAAAGAAACCCCUCAAAAUGGAAACACAAAAUCCACAAAUUCUUCUCCGAAGAGAUGUGUCCCAGAAUCCAUUCCAAACUCUGAAGAGAUUCUAAAAAUUUUGCGUAAUCAGUAUAAAGAUUUACUGCAGACGCUAAAAGAGCGAGAACAACUCCGGGACAAACCACAGGUCCAGAAGUUCUUUAGAGCUGAAUAUGAUAAAAGCGUUCAGAGUUUCACUGAGGUGAAGAAAGUUAAGCGGCUUAUGGAGUUGUCUGAGUCUGUAUGUCUGAUUAUGGUGGAGGACUCUCCCAAAGGAACUGGCUUCCUACUCUUCGACAGAUUUAUCCUCACCAAUGCUCAUGUUAUUGGGGACUUUGACCCUUUCUCAAGGAAACUUUCAAAGCCCUUCACAGCAGCUUUUGGAAAUGAAGAUUUGGAACAAAAUAAGAUCAAGCGUGUAUCCAUCAAGGAACAUGUUAUAGCUUACUUUAAUGGAACAAAUGACAUGAAUGUGCAUCUUGACUAUGCUCUUCUUGAAUUGAACAUUGAUGAAAUGACCGACUAUCCUAAAUUACUGAGUCGUUUCAACUGUGGCCCUACUCCUAACAGAGGUGGGAUCUGCAUUGUGGGACAUCCUGGUGGUGGUGUGAAGAGAAUGGACCCCUGCUUCAUCAUUGCAAGAGAGAAUCGACAGGAGGCUGAAACGAAACACUUAUCUGAGAAUGUCGAAUUCAUUCAUGUCAUUACACAGAAGUCUAUUGCAGAGAAAUGGGACAUUCAUGAAAACCAGAUCACUUAUGACUCUUGUUUCUUUCAUGGAUCUUCUGGCUCCCCAGUUUUUGAUGAAGACUGUUAUCUGAUUGGUAUGCACACUGGUGGAUACGUGUACCCAGGAAAAGGAAAAUUUAGGAGUGUUAUGGAAUAUGCCUAUUCCAUGCAGUCCAUCAUGGAAAAUGUUAUCAAACAGGUGAUAAAUGAGUGGUAGAUCUGACAUCUUAAAUUUACUGUCUGAUUUUAAAUCUUUACGUUUAAAUUUUGACUUGAGCAAUGAUGUGGAAAUGACAGAAGAACCACAAAAUCAGGAAGACAGGAUCUG